AGAUCCUCGCCAGAGAGGGAGCGUCUCGUUUUUGGGGUUACCCAGUGUUGUUUCAAUUGCACAUUGAAAUUUGAAAUCACUCUUGCAAGGGUACAAGAAAUUGCAAUCUUAUCGGCUGCUCAUCCAAAAUUGUUUGACUGCGUCUGAAAAAGUCAAGUUUGGUUCCUUUCUGCAUACAUUUGAACGGUUAUUAAUAUAGGGCCUAAAAUGGCACUGUCUCACUGCGUUCAGUUUUUGAGUGUAUGUGUGUCCAGUGUUUGAGAAGGAGCUGACGUCAGGGAGAUACGUAACUCUGCCGCGGCGCACUGAAUGCAGAAGGAUCUUGAGCUGUUAAUGCGCGCGGCUCCCUGAGAGUUUCUGUCUACUGUACUUGCCGUGCACUUAUUGAUCAGCUAAGACGCGGCUAUAUUGGCAACACAGCAUUGACACGCACAUGGCUCGAUGACAUCAUGUCCAGAUAUCAUACCCCUCUUUUCCAGAAUAUCUCCUUCCACCACCUUUUCCUUUUUACCCUCUUCCCUCUCUCCCUUCUUUCACCUCUUCUCUCUCAGUCUCCACUCAGCUGGACAUCUCCGCAUGACCCUUGCUACCAUCUAGAUGGGCGUCCGCGUCACUGCCUGUCAGAAUUCAUCAAUGCUGCGUACGGGGUGCCUGUGACUAUGGAAGAUCUCCAGCAAGUACCUAUGACAAACAUCAGCACCUUAACAGACCUUCAUAACCCCCACAAUCUGACAUGUUGGAUGGCUGCUGAAGGCUCAGUUGGUGGGGAUUGGACUUUCACUCUUCCCCUGGGCAGACGUUUUGAAAUAACUUACAUUAGUCUUCAGUUUUGUCAACAGGUGGAGUCUGUGGAAUCCUACUCCAUCUCCAUUUUAAAGUCAAUGGACUUUGGCAAGAGCUGGCGCCCCUUACAGUUUUAUUCCAGUGAUUGUAUGGGAACGUUCGGCCUUCCUGCUCAGUCGAUCGCUUUGACACGGCAUCAAGAGACAGAGCCUUUGUGUUCAGAUCACAGACCACUACAGAAGCAUCGUGGAAAUGUUGUGCUGGCUUUCUCAACUUUGGAUGGGCGUCCUUCAUCACCUGAUUUUGACUACAGCCCAGGACUUCAGGACUGGGUGACUGCUACAGACAUAAAGAUAGUAUUUAACCAAACAGUGGAUAAAGUGAAAAGACAGGAAGAGAGACGCAAUGAGGUGGAAGGUUCCUCAAGAUGGAGGACAGGGAAAGAAAGGGAUAUUAAAGCACUGAAGUUUGGAGAGAAAGACUCAGGAACUAAAACAUCAGAGAUUUGGGAAACUAGUCGAGACAAAAAGCCAGAAAAAUCUACAAAGAGAAAUCGGAAUAAAAGUAACGUACAGCAAACUGGACACAAUGUUACGCGUAAGGAGAUGGGAUCUCAAGAUAGAGUGGGAAGAAUUAAGGUGAGGGGUCGCAAGAAAGAAAAUAUGAAACCAUGCCAGGAUGGCACUUGUAAUUGGUCUCUAAAUAUCCUGCAGGGCUCCAAGGGGCAAGAGUUAAGGAGACGCCGAAACAAUCGAGAAAGAAAAAAGUCCCAUUCGAAAUCAAGAAGAAAGACUCAACACCAGCCCCCAUCUGCUCUUUCUGCCCCAUCUAAAUUCCCUCUCGCCAUUUCCGACCUGCAGGUCGGAGGCAGGUGCAAGUGCAAUGGUCAUGCCUCUCGCUGUCGUCGUGACAACCAGGGCCGUGCCGUGUGUCAAUGCGAGCAUCAUACGACUGGACCAGACUGUGAUGUAUGUGAGCAUUUUUUUUAUGAUCGCCCAUGGCAACGGGCCACGCCCAGCCAACCACACCCGUGCGUCCCAUGUGAAUGUAAUGGUCAUUCUACUAAGUGUAGGUUCAGUAUGGCCAUGUAUCAGCAGUCUGGACGAGUCAGCGGAGGCGUUUGUUUGAAGUGUCGCCAUCACACAACGGGGCGCCAUUGCCAGUUUUGCCAGAACGGAUACACACGUGACCACAGCAAGCCACUCAGCCAUCGCAAGGCCUGUCAAUCAUGUCAGUGCCAUCCGAUGGGUGCAGUAGGCCAUUGGUGCAACCAGUCUACUGGGCAAUGUCUGUGCAGAGAGGGAGUCACAGGUCAGAGAUGUAACCGCUGUGCUCCUGGGUACAAGCAAGGUCACUCACCCCUCCGACCCUGCAUCCGUAUACAGGAGGUUGCGCCACCGACUGCAGUUUUCCAGCCCCAGUACAGCAUUGGUGAGGAGUGUCUUUCCUAUUGUCCACCCUCCCAAGCUAAAGUCAAAAUGAAUUUAGAAACAUAUUGCCUCAAAGACUAUGUGCUGAAGGUGCAGGUGAAAGGUAAAGAACGCUCCGGUCCCUGGUGGCAGUUUUCUAUGUUGGUCCAGACGGUUUUCCGCAGCGGUUUGUCCCGUGUAAAGCGAGGCCUUCAGGCUCUCUGGGUUCCUGACCGGGACCUGAGCUGUGGCUGCCCUGCACUUCAGGUGGGCCGAAGCUUUCUUCUGAUUGGUGCAGAGGAAAGUGGGCGGAGUUGGGUCCCUGAGGAGAGGCGAUUAGUUGCGGAUCGCACGACAAUGGCCCUGCAGUGGCGGGAACACUGGAGCCCAAAAUUAAGAGGCUUUCGUGGGCAGGACACAAGGGGAAAGUGCCCACAGGGAAACAGCACAACAGAGAAACACCCUGAGCCGAAAUCGUAUGAGGAAUACACACCCCCACAUCUCGAGAAACUGCUGUCUGAAGCACGUUCACCACAUAGACAUACACACACAAUACAUAAACACAAAAACUUGCAUGGAAAAAGCACAAAUACAAUAAGGGAUCUUGAACAAAAAGAGGACCAUAAUGCUGAAAAUAGAUAUUCCACAUCUACCUCUCCACAGAAUUUAUUGGAGAACACCAAGGAUCCUAUGUUGGAUACUUCAAGUCACGCCAAUGAGCAUGAGCAUCACCCAACAGUUUGUCCAACAUGGUCACCCAGGAGACCUCUCUGAUGGGUGAGAGACUUGAGAUGAGCUUCUACCCAGACAAAUGCAGAGAUAUUGAGGGAUAUUUCCUCUGUCAUCCCUCUAUAUAGUCUAGUAGAGUCCAUUUGUGAGCCACUGAUUUCACUGAAUAUUUACAUGUUGUAAAUAUCUGACAGCUGAGUGUUUCUAUAUUCAAAUUUAUGUUCUAAAUAUUAUUUAAAAAUAAGCUCUUAUAUUCAAAUUUAGGUCUGGAUACCUGGUUACUUUCAUGUCAAAACAACGGUCCAGUGCUCAGAAACAGAAAAUGAUUUUGGUCUUGUGAAAGAACCCAGUGUUUUGUUCACUCAUGCGUUCCUGCUCAAUCCAUUGUGUUGUGCUAAAUGGUAGCUCACAUUCACAGUUAAUUUUAAGUUUGACAAUCAAAUAUGUGCUUUUUUUGAGACACGGUGUUUUCAGGUCUGAUGCUUGAAAUUUUUACCCUAUAUACACAGUUGAUGUUGAUUUAAGUAAUGAAGGUAGUAUAAUGUGAAAUAUGUCAGACUGCAUUAUGCUUUCACAAUUUAGGCAUUUUGAAAUGUUUUUGUACAUUUUGGGGGCAUUUGUGAUCUUUUAUUCAACAUGUAAAUGAUAUAAAUAUUUGUGUAUCAGAGUUUUUUUUCAGAUUUACAAAACACUCUACCUCAUAAUAAACAAUGUAAAAAACA
Paramisgurnus dabryanus is the source of this 3643-nucleotide messenger RNA. RefSeq names its product netrin 5 (gene ntn5). Gene Ontology annotation, biological process: dendrite development; tissue development; animal organ morphogenesis. The record is from RefSeq and is a predicted model, not a curated record. Gene Ontology annotation, molecular function: protein binding. NCBI's taxonomy places the organism in Eukaryota, Metazoa, Chordata, Actinopteri, Cypriniformes, Cobitidae. Gene Ontology annotation, cellular component: basement membrane.